AUAUAAACGAGAUAAAAGUAAAAGUCCCUCCUUCCCACAAAUUAAUAAUGAAUUUAAUAAUAAAUAAUCCACAAAGAGGAUGCCAUUGUCGGGUACACCACAACAUACAAUACGAGCAAAUACAGGCUCUCUUCCCCUCCCACUUCCGCAUAAUAAGGAAAGGAAAGAGCGGCCUUCGGAAGCAUCGAGUAAUAACAAAAAAAAAAAAAGCAGCAUUUUGAUGUUUUCAGUUUCACCCAAAAAGGAAGAAAGAAAUGGAGAGCGGCGAUUACAACACAGAGCUUCUGCCUCAUCAAGGAGAAACGUCGCCGUCUUCUUGGCGUCUCACCCUCGACAAGUUUCACCUUCCCCAACAAAGGUUAAACUCUGAUGAUCAUCACGAUGCUGCUCCGUUCUCCACCGUGCUUUGUGCUCCUAAUAAACAGCGCAAGGUUUCAGAGUACUAUAAAAAACAAGAAAGGCUCCUUGAAGGAUUUAAUGAGAUGGAGACCAUAAACGAGAUGGGUAGUUUGCCUGAAAGCCUAACAGAGGAUGAAAUGAAGCAACUUGCUAAGAGUGAGAGGAUGGCAGUUCAUGUGUCAAACAUUGCUAACUUGGUGCUUUUCGCUGCCAAAGUUUACGCUUCUAUUGAAAGCAAAUCUUUGGCAGUUAUUGCAUCAACUUUAGAUUCACUCUUGGAUCUUUUGUCAGGAUUGAUUCUAUGGUUCACCGCAUAUGCCAUGAAAACCCCCAAUCGUUAUCACUAUCCAAUUGGAAAGAAACGAAUGCAGCCAGUCGGUAUCAUUGUUUUUGCUUCAGUAAUGGCAACUCUAGGAUUACAAAUAUUGCUGGAGUCUGUCAGGGAACUUAUUGCAAAGUCCCACCCUGAGAUCAAUCACAAGCAAGAGAAGUGGAUGAUUGGAAUUAUGGUUUUCGUGACAGUGGUGAAGUUUGUCCUCAUGGUCUAUUGCCGGCAAUUUAAAAAUGAAAUCGUUAGAGCCUAUGCUCAGGAUCAUUUCUUUGAUGUGGUUACUAAUUCAGUGGGUUUAGCAACAGCCGUUCUAGCUAUUCAUUUCCGCUGGUGGAUUGAUCCAACUGGAGCUAUAAUAAUAGCAUUAUACACAAUGGGUACGUGGGCGAGAACAGUGAUUGAGAAUGUAGGGUCACUAAUUGGAAGGACUGCUCCACCUGAUUUUCUUGCGAAACUGACGUAUCUGAUAUGGAACCACCAUGAACAGAUACGACACAUUGACACAGUUAGGGCAUAUACUUUUGGUUCUCAUUACUUUGUGGAGGUCGACAUUGUGUUGCCAGAAGACAUGCUUCUGAGUAAAGCACAUAUCAUAGGUGAGAAACUCCAGGAGAAACUAGAGCAGCUACCAGAAGUUGAGCGAGCCUUUGUGCAUAUAGAUUUUGAGUUUACACAUCGGCCUGAACAUAAGACCAUGGCCUGAUCUUAUCAUCGAUGCUUGCAGUGCUGGCUUUGAUUUCUGAAGCUUUUAGUGUCUUUUAAAUAACUUUGUAGUACUUUUGUUCUUCAUUCUCCUAUUUUACUUCCAAAUGCUACAUAAUUUUACUUUUGUUCAAAAUGCACCUGAAUUUCACUCAUUUUUCAGUUGAUUGGUGUAGGAUAAUGAUAUUUUGCUUCUGUAAAUAUUUUUUGGUCUGCAAAAUUUGACAGAUAAUAUAAGAUGAUGAAAAUAUGAGACAAACAGGACUUGACACUAGGAUA
Messenger RNA from Durio zibethinus, 1711 nucleotides. Its product is annotated as metal tolerance protein 9-like. Gene Ontology annotation, cellular component: membrane. Gene Ontology annotation, molecular function: monoatomic cation transmembrane transporter activity. NCBI's taxonomy places the organism in Eukaryota, Viridiplantae, Streptophyta, Magnoliopsida, Malvales, Malvaceae. Gene Ontology annotation, biological process: monoatomic cation transport; transmembrane transport. The record is from RefSeq and is a predicted model, not a curated record.